Quercus robur (English oak) is the source of this 2832-nucleotide messenger RNA. RefSeq lists its product as uncharacterized. The coding region runs from base 1 to 2832 and encodes 943 amino acids. The record is from RefSeq and is a predicted model, not a curated record. Lineage: Eukaryota; Viridiplantae; Streptophyta; Magnoliopsida; Fagales; Fagaceae. Gene Ontology annotation, molecular function: RNA-DNA hybrid ribonuclease activity; nucleic acid binding. The transcript is spliced from 5 exons.
AUGUAUCCUGAUUUAUACAAGGGGCUGAACCUGAGGCCAGAGGAUUUGACGGCUUACGACUCUCCCCUUAUCAACUUCGAAGGGAAGACUAUCACGCCAAAAGGGCAAAUCAGACUACCCAUACAAACUAGAUCAGAGGUGGUGGAAGUGGACUUUAUCGUGGUCGAUGCCUACUCGCCCUACAUAGCGAUAGUAGCCAGGCCAUGGAUCCAUGCCCUAGAAGCUGUAUCCUCCACACUUCACCAAAAGGUCGAUGAGCCAGCCGAGGAGAAAAGGUGUGAGAGUUUAGAAAAGUUUGCCGUUGACAAUGACCCCGAGAGAUUUUUCCAGGUCGGCUCCGAGUUGCCUCCUCAAGAAAAAGAGGAACUGGUUGGGUUUCUGAGAAGAAAUAUCGAUGUGUUUGCAUGGGACGCAUACGAUGCCCCAGGGGUUGACCCUAGCCUUAUUUGUCACCACUUGAAUGUUAACCCAUCUUCCAUUCCAAAGAAGCAACCACCCCAACGUCCCUCAAAGGAACAUGCCAGUGCUAUUAGAGACGAAGUGAUGAAGCUGAAAAAGGCAGGAGCCAUUAAAGAAGUUUUUUACCCUGAAUGGCUGGCAAAUACGGUGGUGGUGAGAAAGAAAACGGGGAAAUGGCGAGUCUGUGUGGACUUCACGGACUUGAAUAAGGGCUAUCAUCAGAUACCCCUUGCAUUAAAGGAUCAGGAGAAGACGGCGUUCAUGACACCCAUCAGGAACUAUCACUACAAGGUAAUGCCUUUCGGACUGAAGAACGCAGGGUCAACUUACCAAAGAAUGAUGACCAGAAUGUUCGAACCACAGCUGGGCAAAGUUAUUGAAGUCUACAUAGACGAUAUGGUCGUAAAAAGUAAAAUAGUGUCCGAGCAAGUAAAGGACCUGGAGAUCAUCUUUGACAUCUUAAGAGAGCAUAAGUUGCGGCUUAACGCUUCCAAAUGUUCAUUCGGGGUCGGGUCUGGGAAAUUCCUAGGCUAUAUGGUAACUCACAGAGGGAUAGAGGUAAGCCCAGACCAAAUCAAAGCGAUUAAUAGCCUACAGGCUCCUCGAAAUCCGAAAGAAGUACAAAAAUUUACUGGCAUGAUCGCAGCAUUAAACCGGUUCAUAUCACGAUCUGCAGACCGAUGUCGACCUUUUUACCUCUUGAUAAAUAAAUGGAAAAGGUUUGAGUGGUCGGAGGAUUGUGUCCGGGCCUUCCAGCAACUCAAGGAAUACUUAUCACGACCACCCAUCAUGUCUAGCCCUGAGGUAGACGAGGUACUGUUUGCAUACAUAGCCGUAGCCCCUCAUGCUGUAAGCCUGGUACUGAUACGGGAUGACAAUGGGGUACAGCGACCAGUGUACUACGUGAGUAAAUCAUUACAUGAGGCCGAAGUGCGAUACUUACCAUUGGAGAAAGCAAUUCUGGCAGUAGUGCACGCCACACGGAAGCUCCCUCAUUACUUUCAGGCACAUACGAUUAUUGUUUUAACACAGCUUUCCCUUCGGUCGGUGCUCCGAAGCGCCGAUUACACAGGAAGGAUCGCCAUGUGGAGUGCGUUGUUGGGUGCUUUUGACAUUAAAUACAUGCCUAGGUCUUCUAUCAAGGGUCAAGUCCUCGCUGAUUUAGUCGCAGAAUUCGCUGAACCCUCUAUAGAAACAACAACCGAGAAAGAAGACAUGGAUGGAAAAUCCGUUGGCACAAUCUCAACAUGGGAGACCUUGUGCUGGAAAGUCUACGUGGAUGGCGCGGCCAACCAAAGAGGAUCUGGAAUUGGGAUAGUUUUAAUAUCGCCUGAAGGCAUUGCCAUUGAGAAAUCACUAAGAUUUGGGUUCUCGGCUACAAACAACGAGGCCGAGUACGAAGCCUUGCUUCAAGGGAUGAUGAUGGUUCAGAAAUUGGUUGGAAGGGCAAUGGAAGCGUUCUCGGACUCCAAAUUGGUCGUGGGCCAAGUGAUGGGCGAGUUGGAAGCUAGAGAUGCCCGAAUGCAGGAAUAUCUUGGCCGGGUCAAACGUCUGCAGUCAGACUUUGAAUCCUUUAACCUGACGCAUGUUCCGAGAAGCAAGAACACACAUGCAGACUCCCUAGCCACUCUAGCCACAUCCUCUGCACAUGACCUGCCCAGGACAAUCCUUGUUGAGGAUUUAUGCCAGACAAGCUCCACUAGAGGAAAGAAAGCUCAGGUCCAUCAGGUUAGAAAGAGUCCUAGUUGGAUGGAUCCUAUAUUGAACUUCUUGAAGGGCGAUACACUACCAGAAGGGAAACUAGAAGCCGAGAAGAUACGGAGGAACACUCCUCGGUUCUGGUUAUCGGAAGACCACAAACUAUACCGGCGCCCCUAUUCUGGGCCAUACCUAUUAUGUUCACAACAUCUGAAGAAUAUUGAUAUAAAUGUAUACUACGGUGGACCCCUUAACAAUCCUGGGGGGAUUGAGGGAUUUCCAUUUACAGGGCCAGAGCCGCUUGUGGAAGUUGAUACUGAGAUGGUGCAACAAACAACUACGUCUUUACAAUUUACAGCCCUUGAUGAUGGAUGCACUGCAAUGGGAGGGUAUACAAUGGGAGAUUAUAUGCUCCCAUCUCAAGAUCAUGUUGUAAAUACUGGUGAAACCCUCCAUUGUCAAAAGACACAUUUAGAGGAGGAUGACGAAGACGAAGACGAAGAUCAUGCUACGAAUGAUGGUGAAAGUAUUGAUGGUGUGGAUGAGUACAAAGAGAGGAUUGAACAAGGCGACCUUGAGAACGAUGUGGAUGACCAUGAAAUCGUUCCCCAUUUUGAAGAGGAAAAUAUGGAGUUCCAUGAUGAAGGUGAUGCAGACGAUGAUAUUGGCAUCUAG